GAUAACGGAAAUUGCAAAACGCAGCUCUUUAGCGACCGGGACAGUAUUCCGUGAGCAUAACCUCAAAGUCGUCGAAUGAGUCGCGAUGAGCGCGUCGAUGGUCCGCAAGGCGUUGGAACUCGUUGAUCCCGAUUUCGGCCCGCGAAAGAACCGAAAAUCCCGCGGCAAAGCGGCGCCCAAGUACACGAUAGUCGAAGCGAGGAAACGGUUAAAGUCUAAAGGCGAAAUACUGGAACAUAACCUCAAAACUUUGGAGCUGAUCAAGAAGUACAGCGCGGUGAGGCUGGACAGGGACGCAACGGAGCGCAUAGUGGACCGGGCCGUCUCGAGGAGGCCGGCGGCGACGAAGGAGGACGCGGACGACUCGAAAGGCACCUGUUUCACUGAGGAGGACUUUGAAAAGUUCGAAAAGGAGUACCAGCCGGAAUAGAUGGCCCUAUCGGAUCGCGACCUCGGCACCCUUAACCUCAGUUUGAGUGUGUUCGCGCUCGCGUACCUAUUCUUCGUCCUCAUGAUCCUCCCCAUCUUGCCGCUCGAAAACACAGUAUUCGAGGCCCUGACCCCGCCCGCUUUCGUGUUACUUUUUUGCGGGGCUUUCGGGCUCGUUUUCGUCGGUACCCUCGCCCUUUUCACCCUGAUCGUAUUGUACAAAAAAUAAAAC
This is a messenger RNA of Cylas formicarius (sweet potato weevil), 661 nucleotides long. RefSeq names its product active regulator of SIRT1-like. The record is from RefSeq and is a predicted model, not a curated record. Bases 86 to 430 code for a protein of 114 amino acids. Gene Ontology annotation, cellular component: nucleolus. The transcript has a single exon. NCBI's taxonomy places the organism in Eukaryota, Metazoa, Arthropoda, Insecta, Coleoptera, Brentidae. Gene Ontology annotation, molecular function: enzyme binding.